Molecule: messenger RNA, 208 nt
Organism: Meloidogyne enterolobii
Lineage: Eukaryota; Metazoa; Nematoda; Chromadorea; Rhabditida; Meloidogynidae
Source: the annotation of a GenBank genome assembly
AAUGUUUUUUGUUGUUGGUACUUGGCUUUUGAAUACAAUUUAUGGGUCAUUUAUAUCCUUUAUGUUUACUGAUACUUUCUCUACCCAAUAUGUUGCACCCUCAAUUAAUUUCUUGACUUGUGUAAUCGCUUCUUCUAGCAAUGUUUUUAUUCUCUUUACUUGCAGGUAUUGUUUAAGAAAUAUUUUUGGGAAAAGUCCGGAUAGUUAA